Triplophysa dalaica is the source of this 6949-nucleotide messenger RNA. It is a transcript of the gene neurl1aa, whose product is annotated as neuralized E3 ubiquitin protein ligase 1Aa. The coding region runs from base 1358 to 3091 and encodes 577 amino acids. Gene Ontology annotation, cellular component: plasma membrane; postsynaptic density. NCBI's taxonomy places the organism in Eukaryota, Metazoa, Chordata, Actinopteri, Cypriniformes, Nemacheilidae. The transcript is spliced from 6 exons. The record is from RefSeq and is a predicted model, not a curated record. Gene Ontology annotation, biological process: negative regulation of Notch signaling pathway; nervous system development. Gene Ontology annotation, molecular function: ubiquitin protein ligase activity.
CAGCACUUUGGUUCAACCAGUUUGCACUGAGGAGGGAUUGUCACGGUGCACAGCUGUCUGAAUUCUUCAUAAUAAUGCACGCAGAACGUUUUUAGGAUUAAAUGCAUCUUGCUUUGAAGAAAAACGAGCCAAGAAUGUCAUGGUUGUAAAGUUAAUCAGCGCGUGGAUGUGGUUUUGUUUGUGUGUUGUUUUUUACACUAGGUGGCAGCUUCACACAAUGUAACGCGCUGUAAGAAAGAGCGGACCGUGGUUCUUAAUACACAGGGUAUUAAAUAGUUCUUUAAUACAUUCCAGUUUAGCUAAUUUAGUUUAGUUUUUGGUGUAAUGGUAAAACUAUGUUUAUUGCGUUGGGAGCAUGGUUUUACUAGUACGGAUUUACUACAAGAAUAAUUAAAAUCUACGCAUACUUAGCCAUUGUUAAUUUUUGCAAGGGAUACAUAAAUUAUGCCUGUAAACGCUGCAUGGUAUGAAACGCUCGAUUGCAUAAAAUGCCUUUAAUUAUUUUAUAAUUGCGCUUCACGAUCCCAGCCAUGCCGAAUGAUGUCAUAUGACGCAAUGAGAGGUGUGGAAAUGGGCGUGGUGAGUCAGUGACGUCUCAUCGGUGCCUAUAGUUGACACACAGGCCCUUGGAUUUUCUGUACGGUUGGCAUUGUUUGGUACUUCUCUCUCUCUCUUUUAAGGUUACCUUUGAAAAAGUAUGCAAAGUCAUAGUAACACUGGUCUAUUAGAUAACAAUAUGUUCAAAUUAUGGUAUAGUAAGACAAUGGUAUUGAUAUACAAAUAAAACCAAUAUAAAAUGUCUGCUAUAGUUAAACCUCAGAUAAUUCGUACAGAAUAUGCUAGAUACUUGACUUUGAUUCGCUGCUUUCCUCGUUAUAAAACCUUCACUACGAGCAUUACUGUGUAGAUUUCUGUAUUAUAUAAUUGUGAUUAUGUCGGGGUAGGAGAGAUGCGCGUAAAUUCCUGCGCGCGUGUAUAAACCUACCAGAGCAGGAUGACUAUGACACCACACAGGAAAAAGGUUAACAAAUCAAAUCGCUUUUCUGGGUUUUUUUCUCGUUCAUUGCAAAUCUUCCACAGUGUCUAGCUUUGGUUUGUUUGAGAUCUGCGUGCGUUUUCACGAAGCGCAAACGCGCACCUCUCCACCUGCAUCCCGGGCGCGUUAAGACAGCUGGCUUAUCUUUUAUUGACAUUUUAUGCAUCGGAGGGAAACUUCAAUCUGUGUUCCGCCCGUGUUCGUUUCACGCCCCACUUGUCACCGACAUAUAGCGUCAGUAAAUCUAGAAAGGGACGAACAGGGCGGGUUUUUAAAGCCUGACGCGUGAAGCGCAACAUCUGGAGAUCAACAGCAGCAGUCAUGGGCAACAGUGUGUCCGGUCUCACAGCACUACAUAGAGGACAGCACAACAGAUUUCAAAGACUUCCAAACUCGUACAAAGACUCUUUCGGAGGACCGUUCCCCUCAACUAUUCACAGGUGUCACCACAAACCCAAGCGCUGUCUGAACCUGCAUCCAUGCGGAGGUGUACCCGUGAGCCCCCUCCUGUUCCACCGUAAUGCCAAAGGCUCUCAGAUCGUCAUGGAUCUGACACAGAAGAGCGUCAAACGCCAGGCCAGCUUCUGCAACGCCAUCACAUUCAGCAAUCGACCAAUAUCUCAGUAUGAGCAGGUCCGCUUAAAGAUCACUAAAAAACAAUGCUGUUGGAGUGGAGCUCUCCGCCUUGGAUUCACUUCUAAAGACCCGUCUCGAAUCAACCCCGACAGCCUGCCCAAAUACGCCUGCCCCGACCUGGUAUCUCAGAGCGGCUUCUGGGCCAAGGCCCUGCCUGAAGAGUUUGCAAACGAAGGAAACCUCAUUUCCUUCUGGGUGGAUAAGAAGGGGAGAGUGUUUUAUCGCAUCAACGACUCCAGCCCCAUGCUGUUCUUCAGUGGCGUCAGGACCACAGAGCCGCUGUGGGCUCUCAUCGACGUGUACGGUCUGACACGAGGAGUACAACUACUGGAGAGUGAAAUCGUCCCUCCAGACUUUCUCCGCCCGCGAUCCUUCACCACAGUACGCGGCUCCGCCACUUUACGUCGCGAAGGCGACACCUCCCGUCUGUCCGUCAGCCUGUGCGAUCUUAACUCGCAGCAAGAAGACACGAGGCUCCGCCUCCCACCUGCUCCCGUUGCUUGCCCCAUUCCUCAAAACUCCAUGAAUUCCCAGCAGUCAACGCUUCUUCCUCACACCCUGGAAUGUGACUUACGUUUCCACCAGCUCCGAGGUGCCCACAUAAAGACCCUUAACGAACAGACCGUGGCGAGAUCCGAACACGGCCGUGAGGAGCGCACGCUGGUAUUCACCGACCGGCCGCUCAAAAUCGGUGAAACCAUAUUCAUCAAAGUCAUUAAGUCCAGUCAAGCGCGAUCCGGAUCAUUGUCGUAUGGUGUGACGUCGUGCGAUCCGGCUGUGCUCCGCCCAAGCGAUCUACCUUACAAUCCAGAAGCACUGGUUGAUCGCAAGGAAUUCUGGGCCGUGUGCAGGGUGCCCACCACUCUGCAGAGCGGCGAUAUACUGGGCUUCCUGGUUACACAGGAAGGGGAAGUGAUUCUGAGUCAUAACGGUACUAAUGUGGGAAUGCAGGUGUGUGUGGACAACUCACGACCACUUUGGAUGUUCUUCGGACUUCACGGUGCUGUCACACAGCUGAGGAUUCUGGGUUCUACUUUCUUGGGUGAUGCUCGUGACCCGGCCAGCCCUGGCUCGCCCUCUGCUUCGCCCCUCUCGCCUUCAAAUUUGUGUGGUGGAAGUCCAGAGCCCGGCAUCACUGAACGGGGAUGCUCUACAUCUUUCUGCAGCUCAACUGAAGGAACAACACCCAACUCGCCCAUCAGCCUCCCUAAAUCACCCACUUUCCCAUCCGCCUCUGGCUCGUGGCCGGACGAGUGUUCUAUCUGCUACGAAAACACAGUGGACACGGUCAUCUAUGCCUGCGGACACAUGUGUCUCUGCUACACAUGCGGCCUCCGCCUCAAAAAGAUGGCCAACGCCAGCUGUCCUAUCUGCAGGAGAGCCAUAAAAGACAUUAUAAAGACCUAUCGGAGCACUUAGGGCCCCCACCUCGACCAAUCCGAGUUUCACAGGGGCCACGGAUAGAUCUGUGUUUAAAGAGAAGGUGACAUCGCAUUUCAGGGACAUUUCUCUGACUUGGUUCUCUGUUGCCAUGGCAAUGACUUUCGAACCCUUGAACUUCCAAUGCUCAAGCGAACGUUCACAGGGGUCUUUUCUAACUUACGAUGUCUGUUGCUUUGGUAACCGCCAAUGUUGCUCUUUAAUGGAUAUCUUGAGCAGUUCAGGAUAUUUCAGGUGACACGCGGGAGACCCGUUUAUUUCUGUGAGCCAUAAGAGACUGCAGCGGUCUCAUUAAUAGCAUAGGUGCAUAAACUAUACAGCUGGAAUCAUAUUCAUACAGGACGUAACAGUUUUGGAUCUCGCUAAGUUUUCUCGGCUGACAUCAGAGUAGCUAAGGCACAUUCAGAGAUGAAAUUCAUGCAAACAACGUCUCAGCAUUUCACAAUUUUUGUCUGUGCUUGACUGAGAAAGAGAUUAAAGGUACAAUGCUUUCAUACCUCAUCAUUUCACGCUAGAUAUGCUUUGUUUUUCUGCAGCUUGCCUUUGUUGUGCUCUGAAAUAUUUCCAUGUUGUGCUGGAGGUCUUUGUGGAUUGAUCACUAUUCGAUCAGGUUUUGUGACUUACAGAUCUAAUCAGUUAGUGGUCCGCUAUCAUUUUUUGCGUAUGCGUGUGUUCAACCAGCAGAUGUUAUGGCGGGAUUAAUACGAUAAUUUGUUGCGUUUAUAUAGCGGAACGAUUUACCAACGAGCCGUUGCAGAAUGUUCUUAACAACUCCUUUCCGGAUAAAGACAAUUAAUUUUAUACAUUUCCAUCGACCCAAUGUCACUCGAAGAUGUAAUUAGCACCCUAUCCUAUGACCCUAAACCAAAGCUCAAAUCAAAGAUGUAAACUUUCCAGAUUGCCGAUUUGGACAUGCACGGUCUGAUUAUUUGCAGAAGAGAGUCAAUUGUUGCCAUAGCGAGCAAAGUCUACAAAGAGGGAAAAUAGCCGUGAGGCGCUAACCAAUAAAAGAGUCGUUUGUGGCGAGAGGAUAAAGUAUCUGAUUUGCUGACAUCAUACAUACUUUUGUAUCCCCCUUCCCAACCCAACAGUUUCUAGGGUCCCAAAUAGGGGUAUAAUGGCUUACAGCUUACAAUUGAAUAAGAAUUUAAUAGAGUCAUUGGGAGAAGAGAUUAAAAAAAGGCUGUGAAGCUGGACUAUAAGUCUUGAUUGUUGCUGAGAAUAGAAAAAGCAGAGUUAGAAAUAUCGAACGAGUGAAUUAUAACAAGAAUAAAGUAAAUAUAUAUUGUGUAGUCAAUUGGUGGCAUCUUUUUUUCUGGAUCUGGAGGAUGUGUAGGACGUCCUGAUGCUUUAUGACCACAGUUGCUUGUUUCUGAAGUGAGAAGAUUCUAAGAGACAUAAAGAAGCUCAGUGAGCAGUUUGAUAAAGUUUCUAUGAAUUUGUAUGGGCUAUCAGGUGAGUAGGUAAAAAUAAAAAAUAUACGCCUUUAAAUAUCAUUAUAAUUUUUGUCCAUUUUUACACCCCUCCCAAAAAUUCUCAUCAGUGCACAAAUAUAUUUUACGGUAAUAAUAAAUACCAAUAAGAGUACAGGGGUUGCAAAAACCCUCAAAAGCUACACAUCUAUAUAUAAUACACAGUAAUAAGGAUUCAUAGGGAACUGUCAUAAACAUGCACUCUUAUUUUGGGUUAUUUCAACCCAUCGUUGGGUCAAAAAUGGACGAAACCAAUUGUUGGGUUAAAUAAACCCAAAGAAUGUUUAUAUUUGACCCAGCAAUGAGAUAAACAACCCAGCAUUUGGGUUAAAAGAACCCAGCAUAGGUUAUUUACAACCUAGCGGUUGGGUUUGUCAAUUUUUGAGCCAAUGCUGGGUUGUUUUUAAGAGGGCAAAUUUAUUCUACAAAAAAUAAAAACAGACUUGUUCGUUUUGAUGGUAGCUGUAAAUUAGAUUUCCUGCAAACACCAAUUCAGAUUCCCACCCAAUCCAGAUUCUAUCGAACAGCUGCAACAGGCUCAAAUCUUUUUUUUAUCAAUUACAUCGUGUCAUUUACUGUAAAGCAACUAAGCAAAAGAGGCACAAUAGUGAGUGAGUGAGUGAAUGUGUGUGUGUGUGGUUGGAUGUGACAGCAGCUCAAGUAAUAUUACUCAACUACAAUGGACUGCAGGCUAAUAUUGUUCAUACUAGCCAGUGAGCUUGUGUGAAGCAAUUGUGACAACUGGCGCUUAAAUUCAUGCUGCUAUUAGUGUUAGCCGGCUCUUCUUCAGGCGAUGCUAACAAUGUGUCGAGAAACUCUGUUCUAAGUUGUGCUCUGUUGUUUGUGGUGAUUCACUUUUGAAUGUUUGUUUAUGUUGAUUAGAGGAAACUAUUAGAACAUAGACGUACAGUAUAUGAGGUGUGUCUGGAGCUCUUUUGUUUUGUCUUUUGGAUUAAUGGACCGAAAUUAUGAUUGUAUAGUUUGCUUUUCAGUCCCUCAGGAUUCUACACCAACAUAUUUCUUGACAUUUGUGCUGGUUGUAUCCACACAAGCCAUACUGAGAAGGACAUCUAUAAGGGGCUUGGCAGCAAUUGAUGAAAACCAGCUUUAUGUUAGGAGUGAGAUAACGUGUAUAUACACUCCAUCUGGGGUCAACUCAUUUCAUUGACAAUGUUUUUUGGUUUAAAGAUGUGUAUUUAUAUCCCACUUGUGUACAUUUACUCACCUGAUUUUAAGAGGUACACACUGUUCUGAGAAUGUCCUCGAGGCCAAAUAUUCAAUUUGAUUUACAUUUGUAGUCAAAUAAGAAAGGCACUUUUCAACCAAUCAAGUCAGUCAAUUUGUUCUGACAAAUAUAAUUUAUAAAAUAACUAAUUUAAGCAAUUUUUCUAUUUCGCCCCCCUUUUUAUCUCCCUCUAAAAAUAUCUUUUGCACAAUUUAGGGUGUAUUAUAAGAGCAAUCUUUGUGUUUCUGCCACUUUAUGAAAUUUUAUUCUGAUUUUAAUGUCCCCUUUAUGACAUGUUUGGACAAAAUCAACCUUUUCCAGAACAUUUUCUCGUUUAAAUGUUGGUAAUGAAAUGGCAAUUGAACCGGACUAUUUAUUUUACAUCCGCACUACUUACACAGUGUUGUUUUACUGAGGACCUGGAGUGGGACAAACAGUCCGAACAUGCCGCCCAUGGGUCCACCUUUGAUUGUCGUCGACCCUGUAAUGUACUUUUAUUUAUACCGCGUGUAGAGUACGAUGUGUUGAAUCUGAUAUGUCACAGAUUCCUUAUCUAGCUUUCCUGUUUCAUAAUUAUUUUAAUCAAAACUGUAGAUAUGACAAUGAACACAGCCAUAUUAGCACAUUGGCACCGACAAUAAUGUUGUAAUGUUGUAGAUAUUUUGAGUUAUGAGUGGAUAGUGGAGUAACCGUAUGUGGGAUCAGGGAUUGCAUAAAUUGUCACCCCAACCUUAAGAAAAUUUGAAUAUUUUUCAAUCGUAAUGAAAACCAGAAGUUUUUUAUCUUAUUAUAUAUAGACAAAAUAAUGUGAAUUGCAUUUCUUUAUUCUUUCUGUUUGUCAGUGUGUUUUGCUCGCUCAUAACCCAUUGGUAGACAGUGGGACCAAACAAAUAUCUGAAUCAAAACGUUAUGAUUCCUCUUUCACAGGGUUCAGUUAAGGGCUGUAAAAUGAGUUAGUGAUUUAUAGUCCAUGAGGUCAGUAGUGAUUUCUUCAUGAAAAAUGGCUCAGCUUAUUGUGGCAUUCUGUUUUUGACUCAAACCUAUGAUUUAUUUUUUCCUUAAAAGUCUGUGAUGAGUUUAUGAAGCUUUGUUUUGUCCGAGUCAAAGAUGACGGUCAAUAAACUUUGCAGAUGCAUUUCA